UGACGUCACCUCGCCAAGGUGACGCGUCUAGAGUCACCCAGCGGCCGGCUCCCUCCGGAGUAAUUGCGUUAAGAGGCGAUGAAGGCUCUGCAGUCGAGGAGGGAGGGACAGUCAGGCAGGCGGGCAGUUGGUUUCUAAGCCAUUCUGUCUCUCCUAGAGCAACGUCCUACUGCAGGGAAUGUGAGCUGAAGAGAAGGGGGCACUUUCUCCCUCUUGUAGUUUAAUGAUGCACAGAUGAAUACCCCGCAGUUGUAGGCAGCCAAUUGGGCCGUUUGGGUGCCGUGCAUCCUGGGAGCUGUAGUUUCUGGCUCCCUCCUCCCGACUACGAGCUCCACCCAGCAGCCGAAGGAAGGUUGCUUGGUAUUAUUAGCCAGCGGGAAGCAUGGCGGUGGCCCGCGUCGACGCGGCUUUGCCUACUGGAGAAGGAUCAGUGGUCAAUUGGUCAGGGCAGGGGCUACAGAAAUUAAGUCCAAACUUACCCUGUGAAGUUGAUAUUCAUACUUUGAUUCUGGAUAAGAAUCAGAUUAUUAAGUUGGAAAAUCUUGAGAAAUGCAAACGAUUAAUACAGUUGUCAGUGGCUAAUAAUCGACUGGUGCGGAUGAUGGGUGUGGCCAAACUGACCCAACUCCGGGUGUUAAAUUUGCCUCAUAAUAGCAUUGGCUAUGUGGAAGGCCUAAAGGAGCUAGUACAUUUGGAAUGGCUGAAUUUGGCUGGAAAUAAUCUCAAGGCCAUGGAACAAAUCAAUAGCUGCAUAGCUCUACAACACCUUGAUUUAUCAGACAAUAACAUACCCCAGAUAGGUGAUCUAUCUAAAUUGGUAUCACUGAAGACUCUGCUUUUACAUGGAAAUAUCAUCACCUCUCUUAGAAUGGCACCUGCUUAUCUACCCAGAUGUCUUGCUAUACUUUCUUUGGCAGAAAAUGAAAUCCGGGACUUAAAUGAGAUCUCUUUUCUGGCAUCCUUAACUGAAUUGGAACAGUUGUCGAUCAUGAACAAUCCAUGUGUGAUGGCAACACCUUCCAUUCCAGGGUUCGACUAUCGGCCAUACAUUGUCAGCUGGUGUUUAAACCUCAGAGUCCUAGAUGGAUAUGUGAUUUCGCAGAAGGAAAGCUUAAAAGCUGAAUGGCUGUAUAGUCAAGGCAAGGGGAGAGCAUAUCGACCUGGUCAGCACAUCCAGCUUGUCCAGUAUCUGGCUACAGUCUGUCCUCUCACUUCUACACUGGGUCUUCAAACUGCGGAGGAUGCCAAACUAGAGAAGAUUCUGAGCAAGCAGAGGUUUCACCAGAGGCAGUUGAUGAACCAGAGCCAAAAUGAAGAGUUGUCUCCUCUUGCUUCUGUUGAAACAAGGGCAUCCCUUGUACCAGAGCAUUCCAGCCCUGUUCAAGAUUGCCAGGUAGUCCAGGAAAGUGAACCCGUCAUCCAAGUGAAUUCAUGGGUUGGAAUAAGCAGUAAUGAUGACCAAUUGUAUGCUGUUAAGAAUAACUUUCCAGCCUCCAUACACACUACAAGAUAUUCUCGAAAUGACCUGCACCUAGAAGACAUCCAGACAGAUGAAGACAAGUUAAACUGUAGUCUUCUCUCUUCAGAGUCUACUUUUAUGCCAGUUGCGUUAGGACUCUCUCCAGUAUCACCUACAGUUGAGCUGAGGCUGCAAGGCAUUAACUUGGGCCUAGUAGAUGAUGGUGCUGCAGAUGAACCUGUGAAAGGGCUGGAAAACAAGGGCCUUGGUAAGGAAAGGGAAAAGGCUUUUUGGGCUGCAAAUGAGAAUUCUGUUGAGAUGACAAAAAGUGCUAUCAGUACAGAGGUAAAUGAGAAAGAUGGGUUAUUACCUUGUCCUGAGCCAACAGUAACCAAUGCUGUCUUGAAGGAUGAUACCCACAGUCUUACAUCUUUUCCUGUGUCAGUUGGACAUGAUGUCUUCCAUACGCAGCCAGACAGUGAGGAAACCAUGUCUCAAACAGCUUCAGAGAAACUGCCUUGCAGGGUUUUAACACACAGUUCUGUCACUUUGGAACAAGAUAAAGUUGCCCUUCAGAAAUUGAAUGAAGCAGCCACCAAACUUCAGGCCUGUUGGCGGGGCUUUUAUGCCAGAAACUACAACACACAAGCUAAAGAUGUACGCUAUGAAAUCCGGCUGCGCAGGAUGCAGGAGCACAUUGUCUGCCUAACUGAUGAAAUACGGAGAUUAAGAAAAGAAAGAGAUGAAGAACGUAUUAAAAAAUUUGUACAAGAAGAGGCUGUCAGAUUCCUUUGGAACCAGGUAAGGUCUCUACAAGCUUGGCAACAGAUGGUGGACCAGCAUCUGAGUUCCUGCCAUCUUGCUGUUCCUCCUAUCACAAGUACUCUGGUGCCAUCUAAACCUCCAUCAUUCAGCCAAAGUCAGGAGCCCUCUUCUGAUCAAAAUUCUGAUUGGUUCAUUGCUCCUGAUGAAGCUCCUCAAGAGAAAUCCUUACCAGAAUUUCCAGACUCUGGUUUUCAUUCCUCCUUAACAGAACAGGUUCACUGUUUACAGGAUUCUUUGGAUUUUGAAAAAAGUUCUACAGAAGGUAGUGAAAGUUCCAUAAUGGGGAACUCCAUUGACACAGUCAAAUAUGGCAAAGAGUCAGAUGUAGGGGGGGUUAGUGAAGAGCACGGUGAAUGGAGUAAGGAAAGCUCAAACAGUGAGCAGGAUAAUAGUCUGCUUGAACAGUAUCUAACUUCGGUUCAACAGCUAGAUGAUGCUGAUGAGGGGACACAUUCUGAUGAAGGGACGGGAGAUAGUAAGCUUCACACAGCUCGUUCCCUUGACAAGUUAGAUGUCUUGUCUGACAGUGCUUCUGUAGAUGAUGCUCAUGGCACAUCUCAUACUUUGCAAGAUGAAGGCAACCAGACACCAGAGAAUUGUGAAUUAAAUGCAGAAGUUCAAGGGCAGCAGUCAGAAUGUGACUCUGCCUUUCAAGUAUUGCAUGUUGGUAUUAUUGUGUAGCAUGUCUGGUUGCUUGGGGAGCAGAAGUCUACUUAAUUUAAGAAUGUUUUCAGUCGGGUUAUUUUUGGGAAGAAUAUUUCUCCCAAUUUUGUUACUAUUUAUAUAGAAUUUAUAUUCUUGUCUCAUAUUUUCCACAUCCUAGGUACUAAGCUGAAUCUUCAUUUUGAUUUAGUUGGCUUUUUACUUAGCUAUAAUGUAUCUAACAAUAUUUAUAUUGAAAGCCACUUGCACUUUAACAACUAAAUUGCAUCAACAGUAUUUCUGUGUUUUUAUGUAUUCAUUUCCUUUCAAAAAUAAACUAGAAUACCUUAAAGAAGAUAGAAAAUUUUUACCUUAAAGAUAUAAAUAAGAGAAUUUUAAUUCUUCUGUAUGUGAGGAAAUUACUUAUGUAGUGAGGAAUGCGAUUGGUUACAGUAAAUAUAGAUUAUAAAUAAAAGGAUUGUGAACUACUGAAAUUUGCCAGCCUCCUUGGAGUAAGAACAUGUGUUUUUAAGCCUUUUUUCCUCCCUUAUGAGUUAAUGAAAACCUCCUUGUAAGUGAGUUGGGAGAAAAGGUAAGAUUAUAGGAUUUUUCAGUGGAGAUGAUUAAAUUUUCUCAUGGAAAACUUUAGUUAAUGUCAUGUAUCACUUUUAACAUAUGAAGCAAAGUGUUCCAUCCAGAAUUAAAGUCAAGCUUAUUUAAAGAGACAACACAAGACUAUUUCUCUUAGGUAUCGGCUCCAUUCACUUGGAAUAAUGUCACAGCAAACAUUUAUUAUCUUUUCGUUCAGUGAUUUUUUUUACCUCAUAGAUAAGCAUUUAUGUGCCAGUAUAUUGCCAGAAAUUAAUGUUCGUUUUCUUUGUUCCUGCUUUAUAUUUGCUUAUGUAUUUCAGCAGAGGCCCAUGGUCAUUUACUUCAGUCUUGACCUCUGCCUCAUAGAAAAGAACAUUUAAAAUAAUACCAGUGGUAGAAUAUGAAUGACAUUUUUUUAAAGGACUAUUUUCUAUCUAAAUCUCUGAAAAAGUGCCACAUUUGCAAGACAAUUUAAUGGCAGUAAAGAAAAAAUAAACCUCAUUUAUUUCUUUACUCAUUAAAGAGAAUAUAUAUCUGUAACUCCAGGAGGAAAUGAUAAUACUGUGUUUGAAUGUUAUAGAUAGAUGCAUUUGCAAAUCAAGGAUAAUUUUUGGAAACUUAAUAUUUUAAUCUUUGAGAAUGUUCAGAUGUCACUGAAUAACACAUAUCUGACUUCCCCCCAAUCUGUGGACACAAUGAUUUAAAACUAUGGCAAUACUUAAGUAUUCUCUAAAUUUAGGUGCUAAAUAUGUAUUCAUCAUUCAGUUACAGUUACUAGGUCCCCUUCUUUGAAGUUAUAUAAAAUAAAAACUGGUCCUUCUAAGAAUAAAGUCAGGGAUCAUAUGUUAUACUUUGUUGAUAGUUAGAAACAUUUCUCCAGUAUUGGUAAGAUGUGUUUUUUCUCAGUUUAUAAAUAGGUUUAUAAAUAUGUAGCACUCAGGUUGAGAAGACUUGGAUUUCCUUCUCAGAAAUCCAGAAUCUCUUGCAAAGGAAAGAUUUUCUGUCUCAUAAACAAAACAGCAGUCUUACAUUCAAAGGAUUUUCCCUAAUGAAGCAUGUUAAAUAAAAAUAGAAUUUUUAACUUUUUAAAUAACGCUAAUUAUCUUUUAUGAAUGAUUUUGAAUUUCUUCUUAAAUCUACCCUAUUUUUCUAUUUACAGUUAAGUGCCUCAUUUGCUGCCCAUAGUUAGACAAAGGAAAACAACUUGCACUGCGCUAGUACCAAAAUGCUGCUUCAUGGUGCAUUAAUCUCUCAUAAAAACUCCUGGAAUGUCAUGGUUCAGUAUUACCUUAGUAGGUUUCUGCUGACAUCUUCUCUCUCUUCUCUUUUUUUGAGAAAUGGCAGAACACAACUGAAUUCAUUUGAACAUCAGCAUUUGCCAGCAAGAUUUCCUUUUUUACCUUUGCCUUGUUUUUCUAGCCCAUAAAUGGUAUUCAGCAUACUUUUAUUUUGAAAUUGGCAGAAUAUGAUAAUGACACACUCAGCUCUUCAUUCUAUUUAACUUUACUAGUGUUUUGAAGUGCAAGAAUAUUAAAGAGCCCCCAGUCUUAAAUGUACAGAUUAUCUUGAAUGUAAAUAGGAUGAAAAUAAUGUAAAUUAGAAUGCAGGAAAACUGUGGCAUAGACUUAAUAUAUUUUAAUAGAUUUACAAUGUAAUUUAAGAUUAGUUCUUUAAGAUAUUUGUUUUUAACUUUAUGAGUUAUUCAUCAGUCUGGCUAAAGAGGGAAUGGGUCUAGUAAGGUUUGAGAAGUUGAGCUUUAACACAGUCUUUAUGUUUUUCUAAUAGGAGAGGUUAAGUUCAGCUCUGCUAUUUUAGUUCAGUUCUCUUGAUUUAUGGACAAUUCAAUAUAUCAGUUAAAUAUUCCUUCAGAAAUGCACAGAAUCAUGCAAUGUGAGAAUUGUAAGGAACCUUAGAGAUUGUCUAUUCUAAUCUCUUUGUUUUAAAGAUGAAACUAAAGCACAGAGAACUUAAUGACUUUUCUGAGCUUAUAGCUAGUUUAUAGGGAAAAAAAACUGUGGGAACUUAAAAGUUAUUGUAUUCCAAAAUUUUAUUAUAUACUUUCUAUUAUUCUUUACAUUUAGUAAGUCAGUAAGAAAGUCUCUACAUAUUUUUCAUUCUCUUUGAAAGAGAAAAAAUACUUCUGAGAGAACUAAAACUCUACCACUCAAGGCAAAGUUGCUUGUAGAAAACAACUGAUUCGUUCAGAACCCUGAGUGAAUUUUCCCCAAGAAAUGUGAUUCAAUUAAAAUGUAAUGCAGUAGAAAUUAACAUUUUGAAAGAAUAACUGCAUCUUGGAGUCUGUUUCUUUGAUGACAAGAAGUAUAACAGAUUGCUGAGAUAUAUAAAAUUUUCUAGUGAAAAGCUAGUUUGAUUAUAUUUCAUCUUCAGUUUUAUAGAACAACAGAUGUUAAAGUUUUAACUCUCCUGGUGUGCAGAAAGCUUCUAUCAUGACAAUUGAUACAUAAACAAUAUAGUUUGAUUUUAUGAAUUCAAUUAUAAAAGGCCUUAUAAUAUGCAUGUUUUUAGGAAAAUAUUUAGCCACACUGUUGUUAGUAUAUAUGCAGAACACUUUAUUCUUGAAUAAUGUGGGUGCCAUUCUUGAGUGUGGAUUUUUCUUUUGUUUCGGAUUAUUUUAAAUAUACAAACACCAUAAUAAGUGUAUUUUCAUGUUAUCUACUUAAGACAGAUCUAGUUCCAAUUUUAACAAGUAUUUUCAGAAACAACACGGACUUAAGUUGUCAUACUAUCUCCCUUGGUAGUUUUUUGGGCACUGAUUCUUAGAGUUGGAUUUAUAACAAUAAUAUAAAAUAUAAAAUUUUUUUUUCUGGUCAGUUAAGACAUAAUAAAAAGGGAAAAUAUAAAAUAAGGCUUAUCAGUUUCCCACUUGUAAAUGAAAAGUAAAAGACUCUUAAUUAUUUAAUGUGUAUUUUUAUUUUGCCCCGUAUCUUAUUGAGGAAUAUUUAUUAUAAUACUUUAACUUUUAAAUAUAUGACCCCCUUAUUUAUGAAAUAAAGCAGAAAAGGGCUGUAAGGAGCAUUAUAAACAUUUUUAGUGAUAUUGUUUUCAUUGAUCAAACCUAUUGUGCCAUAUUAAAUUUAAAAGUCAAGUAAACAUAGUAGUCCUCACCGCCUUGGAGAGAAACAGAUAAUUAACUGUCUUUUAAAAAUGAGGUGCUUUUUAUUUGUGAAUGAGUGGAAAUCAUUCUAUAAUUUAAUUCCUUAAUUGAUUUUAGUGGAUAGUAGGAAUCACUCUGUAGUAGCUUUGUUCAUUUUCUUAUUACAUUUCUUUAAAUAUUUUGUAAUAAUUUUAAUGUUGACAGUAUGAGUUUAAAAAUAGUUUGAUUUUUCACUAUUUUUAGAUUUCUCUUUAAUUUUAUUGUAGAAAUAGAUGAUUUAAAAUAGUGGAUUUUUUUUUGAAGACUUAAUUUAUAUUACACUUAUUUAAUUUGUA
Hippopotamus amphibius kiboko is the source of this 6967-nucleotide messenger RNA. It is a transcript of the gene CEP97, whose product is annotated as centrosomal protein 97. The transcript is spliced from 12 exons. Lineage: Eukaryota; Metazoa; Chordata; Mammalia; Artiodactyla; Hippopotamidae. The record is from RefSeq and is a predicted model, not a curated record. Gene Ontology annotation, molecular function: protein binding. Bases 383 to 2965 code for a protein of 860 amino acids.